CGCGGUAGCAUCGUCGCAGCAAUCCAGUGUAGAGUCGUACUACGCCGACCAUGUAUCCUGUUCCGAUUCGGACCCAUCAUGAGGGCUGUUCUUGACAAGGUGCAUAUCUUCAAACUAGGGCAGUGCUGGAGCUGACAAAAGAUGACUCUACUGAACUAAUGGAAGUUUAAUGCAUUCGCUGCUCCAUUGACGGUCUCUGAUGAGUCAUCCGCAGCGACAUACAGAAGCCAAGGCUGGGGCAGACAAAUCUUAUGGCGACUCUGCACCAGGAGGCGGAGAAGGAGGGGCUGAUGUUGGCAUCGAUGCUUCUGAGGACGGCGAGGCGACGGAACUUCGGUCAAACUGGCACGUGAUCCUAAUAGCAGCCCUUAUGGACUUUGGCCAAUCGGCUGCCUUCCGGUCAUCGGGAUUCAUCUAUGUGGCGCUGAUGGACCACUUCCAGGUCGACCACGGGACCGCAUCGUGGCCCGUCAGUGUCCUUGGCACUAUCGUUGACGCAGGCGGCAUCCUAGCCGGGCCGCUGUGCCAGUGGAUCGGUGCCGCUGUUACACUAAGAGCCGGAGCCCUGGUAACUGCCGUGGGAGUAAUGGCAUCGGUCCUUGCACCAAAUAUAGCCUGGAUGACAGUUACACUUGGCAUCAUUCAUGGAGCCGGAGCCGGAACCGUGAGCAUGAUGCUGCAGGUCUUCCUGAGCAUGCGCUUCGUCAAGUACCGAGGCACGGCACACGGGAUCAUGUUCAUGGGAUCGAUACUUUCAUCCCUCGUCAUUCCGCAAGUGCUGUUUUUUCUCGAGAAGUCCUACGGAUUCGAUGGCUGCUUGCUUAUAUUCGGCGCCCUGCUCUUGCACUUGGUUCCCAUCAGCUUUCUCCUGCGCUCUGGCUCACCCACAACUACUGCGCUACAGUAUGAUCCUAGGCAAGAAGUGUUAGCAGAGAAACGUGACGUCAACCUGAACAUCAAGGAUAUUGUUCAGUCAGAGCACCGUUCCCGCACAAGUUCAUCGAGCACCGAGCGAAAACCUGGCGUCCUCGAGAGCGCGACUCAAGUGCUACGCCUACCCAUGUUCUACGUCAUUCUCGUCACGUGGACAGUAAUGUGCUACAACGAGGACAUUUUCUUGACGACUAUAGUGGACUUCGCCGUUGACAAAGGCGUGGCGAAGCAUUUGGCGGUACCGCUGCUCUCAUAUCUGUCCAUAACUGACGCCAUAGGACGCAUCGGGCUGCCGCUGCUCGCUGAUCGGAACGUCAUUCGGCGAAGUACGCUUGUUGGAUGCAACGCAGCUCUUACUGCCGCCUCCAUCGCCAUUCUACCGGAGGCUAACUCAUAUGCUUUUUUGGUGGUAGCAACCCUUCUUGCUGCGUGUUUUAACGGAUGCGGCAUGACAAUGCAUGGUGUCCUCAUGGCCGAUUACAUUGGUAUGGACAACCUUCCCGUUGGAUACGGCGUCGCUGGAAUCCUCGUCGUACCUUUACUGCUGAUCAAACCAGUGCUAAUAGGUUACUUCCGGGACACACUCGGAUCUUACAACAACCUCUACAGAAUGCUAGGAGGAAUGCAGGUCGUUCUCUUCCUUCUGUGGUUGUUUAUAUCGUACCGGGAGCGGCGCAAAAGGCCUUCUCCGCCUGCAUCACCUAUUGAGGAAACAAAGCCGCCCAGCCGAAAGGAUAUAUGCAACGUGUCAUACAUCAAAGAGCGUCACCACUCAUCUCUGACUCCCUGCUUCUGCCCAGGGGAAGAGAAGUGCCACAUUUCCAAGACCUUCAAAGAGAGCAGAAACUCACUGCCGUGGAUUGUGAAUGCGCCAUCGAAACGUUUCUCGUAUUUAGACGCAGCGAAUGUGGGUUGUCAAAGGACAGCGAAGAAGUGCUAUAGCCUGGAAAGCACGAGACGGAAGCCUGUGGGUGCGCAGCGCGUUUCGAAUUACGGCAGUGUAAGCGAUUUCAACAGUGAACAAAAGAUGCUGGGCUCGCUUUGACCUGGCAGUGCAAAACAUUUCAGUAAGCAUGAUUAGUGGUCUGCAGUCCUGUCCUGGUAUACCGUACACGUAUCGUUUAAAACAGGGAAGGUUUGUCGAAGAUAAGAAGACGUGAAAUUGAAUUACUGUUGUGAACAUAACUUUCUACAUAUUAGAGUGUGGCCAGCAUUCGUAAGGGUGUAAGAUGUGCCUGCAGAUCACAUCUUUGCUACCAAAAUAAUAGGCCAUUUUGAGGAGACGCAAACAUCAUAGGAGGAGUGUUGUACAUGGAUGUGCUGUUUAGGCGAUGAAGCAAAAAAAAAGCAUAAUUUACUGAAAUCAGUCAAAGGUUGUUGCUAGCAGUAAGAGAGCCGUCUUAAACGAACAUUUCAUUUCCAGCAACUGCUUAAGUUGGUAAAAUAAGUGGCCUUCUUCUCUGAGCACUCCAUGUAUAAAGAAACAUGUCCUGCACAGAACGUUGUCGCCGACAAAGCCUGCUUAGUUCACAGGUGGUUGUAAAGGUCGUAUAAGUGUUUAUGUCGCAGACGUUACAACAAUACCACUUUCUGUAGAAAACAAAGUUGCAGGAAGGAAACCGUUUUAAUAGUCAACUGAUCAACAGGCGUAAGUUUUCCGUCUACAUUGUUACGUUCCCCAGCUAAUUCAGUUCAUCAGUAGUGAGAAAAACACAUUGAGCGGCUGGUACGUUCACAAUUAGGUAGAGAAUUCCUUUGCUAAUAGCAACAAAGCCAGACCACAAGAAGAAAUGCAGAAAGCAAUGUAUGCGCAACCGGUAGUCUGUGCUUAUAAUAGUGCUACGUGUCUUCUCGUGUGCUGUUCCUUCCAUCGGGCUCACGCACUAACUGCCAAGCGCAAUUUUAAGUACUUGAUGCAUUUCAUACACUAAUUAGAUAACAGAAUGUUAAACCUAACCGGUGCAAAACUAAAGACAAAAAAGGCUACACAUUUCAUUUGAUUUCAGUUAUUUACUAUCAAGGUGCACAACAUUAUAGAGAGGGGUGGGUAAUAUGGGGCAAUUACAUCAAGUGGAAUUUUCUGUCUCAAAAUUAUUGUCAUCAUUGACGGAGGCCAAGUUGGCGCGAAGAUAGUUCCGAUCGUACUUGUGGUCGGUAAAAAAUAAUGAAAGUACAUAUUAGUACGACAAUAAGGCACAGCAACUUCGAACUGAUGGUCCUUUCAUAAAAAAUUCAAGUGUGGGAUGCGAGGGGCGAGUUAUGUAGAACAGGCUUGGAAUGGUAUACUUCAUAGAAAAAACCGAGUCGAGCAGAUUUACGCUGAAGUGAAAGAGCAGACAAAUGAAGACAUGAUUUCAUUCAUGUGACACUUGCAGAAUGGCAAUAGUUGCAUAAAACUAAACGAGCAGAACGGUUUUGUAUGGCUUCGAUGCAGAGAGAUAACGAUUGAAAAUAGUACGAUACGAAGAUCAAGUAAGCAGCCAAGAGCAGGAGAACAAAAAUAAUUCAGCGAAUAGCCUGAAGUAGUGACAAUACCGCUUAUACGCCAUGCUCCACCAAUAAUUUAAACCUCCCAUUUCCGGAACAUAAGCCAGUCGAUCGUCUCCUUGCACGAGUAAAAAGCUACCCGUGCAAAUGAUAACGAUACGCAUCCACGAGCUUAUAGCACCGUCAUAACGCUUUAAGAAGCCUUUUAAGGGUAUUGUCUAGCACCUAAUGCUGAAAGAGAAGCAGUAAAGUAGAAAGGAGCAAUCAAUUUUAUGUUUUCUGGCCCGAAGAGCUGUAGUACAUUUAGUGUGAAAGAAUAAUUGGUUGUUCCGACACCAGAUAUCACAUUAUUGCCAUGAGACACUACAAAACCCUUCAAUACAAGAAAUUUAACUAUAUCGGUAAAAAAAAAGAAGACUACCUCAUGUAAAACACUAUGGCUACCACUAUCGGUGACACUAAUAUCAGUGUCACUGCCGUUAAUGCAACGUACUUCAAAAAAUGGCAGCUGACCAUUCAUUAUGCGGGAUACUAUUUGGUAAUAUCGGAUUACGCAAAAUUAGUUCCAGAAGAACCGUCUACAUUUAUAGCUCGGCGAAGUGCUGGUCGUCUUGGUGUAUAUUUGCCUUGCCUUUUGGAGAGGUGUCAUGUCCAGUAGUGUUUGUGGUUAUUUCAAGCUAACAUAGCCUUACCUUGUUUGUCCGUCAUUUAAGCGUCCCUGUAUUGUGCGUUAUAUUUCAACAACACACACCUUGAAGCUUAGUGUGGGUCAUUUAUAAAAUAUUGUAUGGAUUGUGAAACUGACUAUAACAACAGUGUUAUGAGGUGUAACGUUUGCGGAAAACAGAACUGUGGAAAUGAAAUGUGAGGUUUAUCAUUCUUUCUUUUGUUGCUUAACAGCCUUAUACCACUUCACAAUCAAUAACGCUUUUCCCCCCGUUCAGAGAGGGUGUGCAGGGUGAGAAGAUGACACGUGGUCUGCUACACAAUGUAGUUCUGUGAUUUCACGUGAUUAUAUUGUAGAUGUAUCUUUUAUCAUAAUAAAGAACUACUUACGUACUUCUAAAUAUAUGAUGUCCUACCUAGCUUGUGCAUAUGUGCUAUUAAUGGCCUAAAAAAGGCGUAGCGGCAAUACCAGGGGCUGGCUGCAAUUGUUGGCCUGCGGACUGAUCAACUUUUCCUCGCGGCGCGGCGAUGGUAGGCUGGUCAAACACACAGUCCGACGCGUUCCUUCCUCGGUUGAAACCCGAAGCCGUCGGUGGCUGGGCCGCCAUGCCGGAGGAAGCCCUAGCU
This is a messenger RNA of Dermacentor albipictus, 4713 nucleotides long. RefSeq names its product monocarboxylate transporter 12-like. The record is from RefSeq and is a predicted model, not a curated record. Gene Ontology annotation, cellular component: membrane. Gene Ontology annotation, biological process: transmembrane transport. Gene Ontology annotation, molecular function: monocarboxylic acid transmembrane transporter activity. NCBI's taxonomy places the organism in Eukaryota, Metazoa, Arthropoda, Arachnida, Ixodida, Ixodidae.